Molecule: messenger RNA, 234 nt
Organism: Parnassius apollo (apollo)
Lineage: Eukaryota; Metazoa; Arthropoda; Insecta; Lepidoptera; Papilionidae
Source: the annotation of a GenBank genome assembly
AUGACGCCUGAAUAUUGUAUAUAUGGCUACGCUUAUUUUAAGUACACAGAGACCUUAUUAUGUAUUGGUCUUAGGCCAAUUGGAUUUCCGGAAAAAGAUAGAAGAGAAAGAGACAUUGAUGUGUUACUUAACAGAUUCGUCGAAGAUGUACUAGGCACGAUUGAAGCUAAAGGAGACGGGGAUCAAAUUAAUAGACUGAAUGAAAUUCCAGUUGAUAAGAUACCUGAUAGGUAA